CUGGGCAAGAACGAACCCGGGGGUGGGUUUCCUUCUCCCCUCGCCCGUCCUCCUCCUCCUCCAUUGCACCGCCUCCGGCUCCCGGAGCAGCUAUUGGCGCUUCUUGCAUGAUCUAUUGGUCAAAAUUUCUUCUGCAAAGGCAGAGGGAGAACGUUUGGAUUAGUUAGCACUGGGCAACCACAGCUGCCUCUCAACACAGAGAAAGACCCAUACAGGCUCUGUUAUGAUCCGAAUUCAUGUCCUGGAGGAAAAGGCUUUUGUGUGGAAUUCCAGUGAUGCACAGCGUAUCCGAGAAGAACACCGCAUUGUUGGUACACUGGUUGGGGCGCUGGCUCGGAAGCCACAGCAGAAUGCGAGGCUGGGCCUUCCCCUCCAGUUGCUCCCAGAAGAGACCCGGCUGUUGGCAGAGAAGGGGGUGGCGACCUUGCUUAAAAACCUGACUUUACAGCCCCUGGCAGAUGAUGCAGGCCAGGAUCCCUUGUUCUUGGAGGCUGUGGCUGCCUACGAAAAGGAGCAAGAGGAGAGCUAUCAGGAGCAACUCAGACUUGCUGGUGAACAAAGGAAGGCCUUGAUGGGCACUCUGGCUGAACGCAUAGCGGAGGGUCGGGCAAAGAAACGGCAACGGAGAGGGGAAGAAGCAAAUCCUCUGUCAGAACCUGCAGACCUGGAACCUCGUUUUGUGUUUCCCCGGGAAGCUAUGAUGGUCCAACUCCCAACAGAGCGGACCCAACGAGGACAAGAAGAGGAGGUGGACUGGCGUUUGCCCUCCAAAGAGUGGCCAUACAGUGGACAACCAGAGCACGAGAUGCGUUACCGUGUUUUCCAGAACCUUUGGGAACGAGGCUACUAUAUCACCAGUGGGAGCAAAUUUGGGGGCGACUUCCUUGUUUAUCCAGGUGACCCCAUGAGGUUCCAUGCCCAUUUUAUCGCCCUCUGCAUGCCUCGAGAUGCGCCCCUCUCCUUAUGUGACAUCAUCAGCGUGGGACGGCUUGGCAGCAAUGUCAAGAAGACGGUUCUUCUCUGCUCUGUGGACGAGGACGGGACUGUGGCAUACACAUCUUUGCAGUGGAGUGGGAUGCAGUGAGAACAGACUGGCUGUCAUUAACGUGUGCUAAGACUGCUGAGGUCUUGCUGUGUCAUUCCAACAAGUGAGGGGUUCGUGUUCCUCAUCCAAGGCUGCCCCAGGCUGCCUUGCCUCAUAAGCAGUCCUUAUUCAACAUUUCAACUGCAGAAGCAGUUGCAAUAAUUCUUAGCCGUUCUAGAGGCAGCUGCAGAGCGUGGAGUGGGGUAGGAGCGCUCCAUAUCUAGAAAGGGAUAGAUUGUGUUUCUGCCAGGCUGCCACCGACAUCCUUGGCCACAGUAUGAAAGUAACAUCUCUUUUUAGCCCUGCCUUGUCUCUUUUACCUGCUCAGAGCUGAGAGGGCAGGGAAUAUUAUCUGGAAACAAAAGCAGUUCUCGCCUUAGGUGGCCAACACAAUGAAGUAAUUCCAACUGUGUAGUACUAUGCUAAUAUGUUUUUUAUUACUUUAAAGUACAAUAAUUGUGCUGUUAUACACUUCAUAUCCGCUUCAGGGAACACUAACAUGAUAAUCAACACGGAGGUACCCAUUGAGUCUGUACACCCAAAGGGCUAAAUUCCAGUGCCCUACAGUGGAAAAAGUUCCAGUGGUACCGAAAGCUGCACUGAAGUCUCUUCCAAAUCUGAUAAUGAUGGGUAGGGUUUCUGAAAAUAUGGGAGUUCACUGCAGCUUUUUGGUACUACUGGAACUGUUUCCACCUGAAGCCCUUUGGAUCUAUACAAGCACAACAGACACUCUCCUUGUUGACUGUCAUGUUAUCGUUCCCUGUAGUGAUUAUGAUGUGAAUAAUGACACAAAUAUUGUAUUUUAAGGAGAUAAAAACAUUGUAUUAUAUGCUACAUAGCUGAAACUACUUCACUGUAUUGGCUCUUUACAGCUGUGGUUUCUUUGGUUUGUUCAUGUGGUCAAUAGUAGCUCUCUUUAUUUUUACGAUACAAAUAUGGGGUAUCAGAUGAGCCCUUCUGCCAGCAAGACAGAUGCUUCUUUGAGGGCCAGGCCUGCAGGCAGCUAAGCAGCUCAGAAGGUGCACAGAACCACAUAAAAGAGUCUGGCAGAAGGGACCAAUUGCAAAUAAUUUAUUUGAUUAAAUGCAAAUCUUCCUGUU
Molecule: messenger RNA, 2184 nt
Organism: Heteronotia binoei (common prickly gecko)
Lineage: Eukaryota; Metazoa; Chordata; Lepidosauria; Squamata; Gekkonidae
Gene: TSEN34
Product: tRNA splicing endonuclease subunit 34
Exons: 6
Coding region: 224-1084 (286 amino acids)
Biological process (GO): tRNA-type intron splice site recognition and cleavage; tRNA splicing, via endonucleolytic cleavage and ligation
Cellular component (GO): tRNA-intron endonuclease complex
Molecular function (GO): tRNA-intron lyase activity; nucleic acid binding
Source: RefSeq, a predicted model, not a curated record